Messenger RNA from Sitodiplosis mosellana (orange wheat blossom midge), 2335 nucleotides. It is a transcript of the gene Sec10, whose product is annotated as exocyst complex component 5. NCBI's taxonomy places the organism in Eukaryota, Metazoa, Arthropoda, Insecta, Diptera, Cecidomyiidae. The record is from RefSeq and is a predicted model, not a curated record. Gene Ontology annotation, cellular component: exocyst; cytoplasm. Gene Ontology annotation, biological process: Golgi to plasma membrane transport; exocytosis. The transcript is spliced from 6 exons. Bases 79 to 2220 code for a protein of 713 amino acids.
UUCGGUUUUGACUGCUUCAUUGAAAACACACCGAAACAUAACAAAUUGAGUGGUGACUGAAGGCGAUUACAAUUCAGGAUGAUAUCACAGUAUAUGGAAGAGUUGGAGCAGGAUCCAUUCGAUGUGGCCGAAUUUAUAGAGCGAUUAACCUGGCGAACGAACAAUGAAGUGGGCAGUGAUCAAUUCGAUUCGGAAUUUUUGCAUGACACAUUUUCGCAAACAAUCAAAGAUUUAAAGGUGUUGCAAGAGCGUCAGCAACGGAAAUGCGAACGAUUAGAGGAGAUUUUGCGUGAUGAACAGACAAUACAUGCAAAGAAUAUCGAAAAACUGCAGGAAAGGCAUCAAACAUCGGUCGAAUGGUUUCAUCAACUGGAUGAGAAGAUAAACUCAGUCGCAGGCAAAAUUAUUCAUUUGGGAGAGCAGCUAGAGAAUGUGAACACGCCACGAAGUCGAACGGUCGAAGCGCAACGUCUUCUGAACCAUAUGAGAGAGUUUUUGGUUCGUGGACCGAUCGUAAAUGAUUUGUUCAGUGAUAAGACUCGACUGUACGAAGCGGCCGAUGUUAUACAAAAGCUAUAUACAAUUGCCCAAGAUUUGCCCGCCGAUAAGUUUAGCGAGGCAAAGAAGAAAAUUGAAAUGAAAUAUGAUGAGAUCGAACGGAAUUUGAUCGAUGAAUUUGCAGCGGCUCAGAAACAGGAGAAUAUUGACAAAAUGAAAACGCUAGCGUCGAUUCUGUCCCAGUUCAAAGGCUAUUCACAAUGCAUCGAUGCGUACAUUGAACAAAGUCAAAUGACAACGUACGGUGAAAAGAGCCUAUUUGCGCAGAUUUUACCAAUGUGUCGCCAUCAUUAUUCGGUUAUAAAACGUGUGUUUAGUAGUCCAGAUCAAGUCAUGUCGAAGUUCAUUCUGAAUAUUUAUCAUUUGAAAUUGUUUCAAUUCGCCCAAACCAAGUUGGAAGAUCGUCGAGACGAUGAUAGAUACCUACGCACCCUAUACGAUUUAUACUCACAAACCCGAAGAGUUAGCACCGAUUUGGCUGAAUUUGAAAUUGGCAUGGACGAUAAUUUGCUAACAAAACUUACUACUAACAUUUUUGUACAACAUUUGGCGACCUACAUCGAGGUAGAAACUCGAAGUCUCAACGCUAAAUGCUCACUGGAAUUAAAGCGAUUCUAUGAGAGUAAAAAGCAUCAAAAGAAACAAGCCGAACGUUUUCAGGACCUUCGGCGAGACGUUCAAGCACUCAUUGGCACCCGCGCAAACAUAAACAUUGCACAAAUCGAAGACUAUGGCGGUGAAACAUUCAUAUCCGAAGAAUUGGCAAUAAAUCUGCUGCAAGAAUCCAAAGCUGCCUUCAAACGAUGUAGACUGUUAUCCAAAGACGAGGAUCUUCCUGCCAAUAUCAUUCGCUUGGCCGACAUUUUGCUGCGCUAUUUAAUGCACGAGCACGUUGAUUAUGCAAUCGAUUUAGGAUUGCAGGCGAUUCCAAUUGCCGAAAGCAAAACAGUGCCUCAAAUCUAUUUCUUUGAUGUGGUUCAAAAAAGCAACACAAUCGUUCAUCUACUGGAUAAAUUGUAUGCAGCUAGUGUCAUACCAUGUGUUGAAUCGACAUCCAGGUACACGGAAUGUUUGACAAAGAAACGGUACAUGCUGGAGCAAAUUGAAAGCAAACUCGAUACCGGGUUGGAUCGUGCAAUCAAUGCACUACUUGGAUGGGUGAAAACAUAUCUGCAAAGCGAGCAACGGAAGACCGAUUUUAAGCCUGAAAGUGACUUUGACACAGUCGCUUCGGCCGCUUGUCAGCAUGUUGUUCAACAAAUCAUUCCGAUCAUAAAGCAAAUUCAGAAGUAUCUGGACGGUGAAAAUCUGAAGAGUGUCACCAAUGAAAUCGGUAUUCGGCUUCAUCGCACCAUUUAUGAGCAUCUCCAGCAAUUUCAGUACACAACAGCCGGUGCCAUGUGUGCAAUUUGUGAUGUGAAUGAGUAUAGAAAAUGUGUUCGUGUUCUAAAUAGUCCAAUGGUGACGCAAUUGUUUGACAUUUUACAUGCUCUUUGCAAUCUACUCUUGGUGAAACAUGAAAAUCUGCAGGAAGUGUGUGGUGGAGAUACACUGAAUUAUUUGGAUAAGUCGGUCGUUUUGAAUUUUAUCCAAUUGCGAAGUGACUAUAAAACAAUCAAAAUAACGAAUUCACUGAAGGGAAUCUCGGAGCAAAGAGUCUAGAUUAAUUUCAAAUUAGAUAAUAAAUAUUAUACGAUUUAUGUUAAUUGCUGUUUCGAAAAAAAAACGCGCUUGAAUUAUUAUUAAUAAAUUACUGUUACUUGCUAAUAAACAAAAA